Molecule: messenger RNA, 3396 nt
Organism: Darwinula stevensoni
Lineage: Eukaryota; Metazoa; Arthropoda; Ostracoda; Podocopida; Darwinulidae
Source: the annotation of a GenBank genome assembly
GAGUUCCGCAUCGACCUGAAGAAGUACACGCCGACCUUCAAGCUGCAGGUGAAGGGCUGCCACAAGGAAAGCAUCGCGACGGCGGCCCUAGGCAUGGACAAUCGAGAGCUGGCCCCCUCGUCCGUCAACAUCACGGCCACCGUGAAGGAGAAGGGGACGGGGAUCGAAUUCACGGAAUCCGUGAUCCUCCAGGUCGAAAGGAAUCCCCUGGAAAUCGAUGUGGACGCCUCCCCGAGCAGUUUCAAGCCUGGGUUUGUCUAUAACGGCCAGGUGAGGAAAAUUCCAUCCGGGUUGGAUCUCUUCCGGCCGGAAGAGGCCGAUCAUCCUCGAGAUUAUCCGGGCAUUUCAAAUCGACAGGUGAAGGUGAAGGACAAGAGCGGGUCGCCGGCACGAGGUCAGAAGAUCCAGAUCUGCAAAGAUCCGUCCGACGGGUCGUCAGAGGAGCGGAUGGGGCGAUGCCGGAAUUUCACGACCGACUCCAAGGGUCUCGUCCGAUUCCAGAUUCCUCCGCAGGUCCCGGACGAAUCCUCCUUUGGCAUCCAGGUCUCGACACCCGGGCUGGAGAAAGACUUCCCGAAGAACCACAAGAAAGGAACGUGGGAGAAGCAGAUCCAUUCGUACAACGCCUACAAGUCGGUGAACGGCUGGCACUCGCCGUCCAAGGAGUACAUCCACAUCCUCCACCCGGCGGGCCAGGGGAGCCCGGCGGGCUGCGGGGAGACGCUCCGCUUCGACCUCCUCUACUCCACGUCGACGCCUGACGCCGUGCAGCGCAUUCACUACCAGGUGAUGGCCCGGGGGGACGUCCUAGUCUCGAAGGUCUUCGAUCACAAGUCGGGCGAGGAGGAAGUGGAAUCCGGCGACCCGGAACUGCUGGUCUACAAGUCGGACAAGAAGACUCCGAUACCGAAGCACUUGAGCAAGGCCUCGGUCGAGAUUCCGGUGACGCCCGAGAUGGCACCCGAGAGUAAACUGGUGGUCUUCUACAUCAGGCCCGACGGAGAGGUGGUGUCCGAUCACCUCACUUUCCGGGUGGAUCAGUGCCUCUCCAACAAGGUGGAACUGAAAUGGAAAGAAGAAGAAGUGGGGCCUGGAUCGAAGGUUGGGCUGAAGGUGAAGGCCGAGCCGGAGUCGGUCUGUGGGUUGAGGGUGGUGGACAAGAGUGUGGACCUCCUCAGGCCGGGGCAUCAGCUGAAUCUGGAAAAAGUAUUCGAGGCGCUGGAGCGCUUCCAGAUCUAUGGCUACGAGUUCCCCAGUCAGAGCACGGACAACGGCUUCUGCCUCCGCCAUCGGCCCUCCAAAAAUAUAUCUGAUGUGGACCGAGACCAAAAAGGUGGCUUCAGAGGUUAUGAUUCCCGCAGUCACGCCCUUACAUCCUUCGAUCGUUCGGGGCUUCUGGUACUAUCCGACCUGAGAGUCUACACCCUUCCCUGCCGCAUCGAUGAAGAUACACGUGGGAGACCUGGACCCCCCGUGGCCUUCGCUGCUGCGUCUUUUGGGGGGUCUUUGCCGCCGACAUCUGCAUUGGUUGCCGAGCAAAAGGAGGCAUUCGUUGGAGACGCGGUGGUGCCGGUAUUCGACAAUGAGAUCCUUCCCGUCGAGGUCCAAAUUGAGGUGAAGGGAUCCGAGUCCUUCAAAGUGGACGGAGACACGGAGAAGAGCCUCUGUCUGAAGGAGCAAGGGAAGGAAGUCGUGACCUUCGACCUGGACUUCUCGAAACUCGGAGAGGUCAACAUCACCGUCGUGGCUCAGAUCUACCCUAGCUUCCCCGAUGCUUGUGGGCCGGAUGUCAUUCUGGCCGUCAGUGACGCCGUUGUGAAGCCUGUGCGAGUGGAACCAGAAGGCUUCCCGGUGGAAAAGACGAAGAACUGGUAUUUUUGCGAGGGAGAUGGGGAGGUGAAGGAGUCUCACUCGCUGAGCCUGCCGGAGGACGUGGUGCCGGAUUCCGCUCGGGCGUGGGUCACCGCCUCUGGCGACCUCCUUGGUCCCUCGCUGCAGGGAGGACUGGACGAUGCUGAAGGUGAAGAGGGCUCAGAGACGGGGUUGUCGGCGUACGUCCUCAUCUCUCUUCUGGAAUCGGGUGCCGCCGUGGAUGAGACGGUGAGGAAGGAUGCUCUGCAGUGCCUGAAGGGCAACCAGAAUCCCUCGACCUACACCCUGGCCCUCACCACGUACGCCUUCGUCUUGGCCGGGGAGAGGGACCUCAGUGGGAUCUACAUGGACAAGCUUCUUCAGAGGGCCACUGAGAAAGACGGUCUUCUCUUCUGGCACGCCUCGCCCGAUGAGCCAUCAGACGCAGUGGACAUAGAGACGACGUCGUACGGGAUCCUCUCGCUGGUGCAUCUGGAUCGAGAAGGCGACUCCGCCCGAGCCCUGUCUGCAGUCCGCUGGAUCGCCUCCAAGAGGAACUCGAAGGGAGGAUUCACCUCCACACAGGACACGGUGAUGGCCCUGCAAGCCCUGGCGCUGUACGCGUCUCACGCGGGACUGGGAGACGUGGCCAUGGACGUUCAUCUGUCCUCCUCCGACUGGGAGCACAACUUCACUCUCACCGAUGAGAAUCGUCUCGUCCAGCAGAUGAUCCCCGUCCCGUCUGUUCCGUCCGAGUUCCAGAUCUCCUCGGCUGGGAAAGGCUGCGCCCUCGUCCAAGCAACGCUGAGGUACUCGGUGUCUGAGGAACCGGAGAAGGAAGGAAUGAGGCUCAGCGUGGAAGAGAUGCCCGCCGACGAGCGAGGAUGCGAUCGACGCACGAUCCAAGCCUGUGUCAUGUAUUCCGGGCCUACCAACACUUCCAACAUGGCCCUGCUCCAGGUUUCCAUGGUCUCGGGUUAUAAACCGGACGAAGAUGGGAUUCAGAAACUCCGAUCUCAGAACCCAGCGGUGAAGCGCACGGAGGUGAAUAAGGAGACCGGUGAGCUGACCCUCUACUUCGACCAGCUGGACGGCGAGGGCUUCUGCCUCGACAUCCCCCUCGUCCGCGCCGUCGCAGUGAAGAGCCCCAAGCCGGCCCUCGUCAAGCUCUUCGACUACUACGCCCCCGAGAUCCAGGACACCGAGAUUGGUUUCGAUUCCCAAUCAAGACAUAUCCAAGUCUGUUUAUCCGACCUCUGCGACCUCUCCGACCUCUCCGACCUCUCCGACCUCUCCAACCUCUCCGACCUCUCCGACCUCUCCAACCUCUCCGACCUCUCCGACCUCUCCGACCUCUCCAACCUCUCCGAGCUCUCCAACCUCUGCGACCUCUCCGACUUCUCCGAUUUCUCCACGAUGCUCCUCCCUAAAUCUCCCGUUCUCUUGCAGCUGUACAGCGUCGGGGAGUGCGUCGAGAAGAAGAAAGCCUCCAAGUUGGGGGAGGACGAGGACACCGUCCCCGACUUGGGCUUCGGGCUCCAGUGA